AUGUCACCCUUGAAUGAACUUACUACUCCGACUACAGCAGGGCCUAAAAUGGACGCACAAGUUGCAGGUGAUGGAGUGGAAGCCUUCCCAGGCAUGCAUACAGAACGGGCUGAAAUGGAAGCAACAGUCUAUGGUGGAGUGGAAGGGGCUGAAAGGGAAGCGGAAGUCCCUGCUGAUGGAGUGGAAGCUUUUCUAGCCAUGCAUAUACAAGGGGCUAAAAGGGAAGCCGAAGUCCCUGCUGAUAUUGUGGAAGGCUUCCCAGGCAUGGAAGUCGAAGCCGCUGAAAUUGACACUUCAGUUUGUAACAAACAAGUGCACCAACAACCUCACAAGGUUCCUACUUCGGAAGAUGUGAAGGUUCCUAGUCUUGAAGAACCCCUCAUUCCUAGUCCGGAAGAUAGGGAAGGGUACAGAGUUAUUUGUAAAACAAUGUUAAAUUUGUUAGAGGAUUGGAAUAAGAAAGAAAUUAAGGGGGUGGGACGGAAGGCGAGGCCUCCCAUGGAAACUAGUAUAAAUCUGGUUGGUGAUGAAGUGGACAAGGAGGCUAAUGCCACGGUUCAGAAACCAGAUGCGGAAGGCAAAGGAUGCAGACUGAAGCGGCGCGCGAAAACAUUGUUGAGUCCAUUCACUGAUCCCUCCAGGAAAAAGAGGCCGACUACUGGUUUUCAUGCACAGACACCUGAGGCCCGUUUUGAUCCAACACAACCCGUGGCCAUGGACGAUGUGAAGGCUAUGAUACAAGUUUGCAAGGCUUGGAAAAGUGACAUCAGUGCGGAGCUGGAGCUCGAACCAUUUGUAGUUGGGGCGGAUUUUUUUUACAAACUUGUAGAUGAAACUGCAUGGAUGAGCUCGAGGCACCUUGACAUGGCCAUGUUUCUAAUACGCAAAAGACAACUCUCUCAUCCCCAAGUAUUUGGAACGGAGUGGACAACUGCCGAGUUUUGUCUGCAGCAAUUUUUACAGCCAAUUACACCGCCAAGUGCGAAACGAGUUACGAGGAAACAAAUUGCUUCAAUGACUGUUGACCCUCCCCCUAACUACCUCAGAAAUAUACACCACUUUGUCUGGGGUUCAUGGCAACAUGGUUAUGCACAAGCAUGGACGAAAGUCCGCAAGGUCUAUCUCCCGUAUAAUGUUCGACAGUCCCAUUGGGUGGCUGUAGAAAUUGACUUUGUCAGACAUACUGCCACUGUGUACGACUCGUAUACUGUUUUUACCUCCAACACAAUGCUUGUCCGACAGAUGGAGCCUAUUACCCAGACGCUUGCAAAGGUGUUGUAUGACAUGAGGUUUUAUGAGAAAUCGGAGGUUGAAGCGGUGAAGAAAAAGGGGAUUGACAUGCCAACGUUUAACCCAUUCACAAUUUGCAGAAUUUCCGAUGUUCCUCAGCAAAGUGAUGGUAUGUGCACUUCUAACUUCUGUACUGCUCGGGUGGACAGUACCUCAUGUGGCAUUAUGACCGUCAAAUUUAUUGAGUAUCUCAGUGCUGGCAUUCCUUUUAAUACCAUUGACCCAGCCAAGUUUGGCUACUACCGAUUGAAGCUUGCAAUCGAGGCUCUCAGGGGAGAGGCCUAUGUAUGA
Molecule: messenger RNA, 1581 nt
Organism: Prunus armeniaca (apricot)
Lineage: Eukaryota; Viridiplantae; Streptophyta; Magnoliopsida; Rosales; Rosaceae
Source: the annotation of a GenBank genome assembly